AUGGACAAAUAGCUUAAUCAAGGAACCAUGAAAACAUAACUGAAGGGAAGCUAAAACAGUAUGUUUAGAGAAAUUAUGAUCGAGGAAAGCAAUGCACAGCGAGUCAAUGCCCCAGUACUUAAAAUAUUAUUAAUAUCAGAUUUGCGCAGAUGUUCAUGGUCAAUUCUUUGAUUUAAUGAAAUACUUUAAAGUAGGAGGGGAUUGCCCAGAUAAUACUAUUUAUUCUUUGGCGACUUAGUUAAUAGAGGAUUUAACACCGUAGAAAAAAUUUAUUAUUAUUAGCUUUGAAAGUGAGUUAUGCAGACAUUAUAAAAUUGUAAAAUGAUCAUUCUAUCUAGAAUACAAGGAAAUCACGAAUCUAUAUAAAUUACUUAAGUAUAUGGCUUCUAUGGU
This is a messenger RNA of Paramecium octaurelia, 393 nucleotides long. The record is from the annotation of a GenBank genome assembly. Lineage: Eukaryota; Ciliophora; Oligohymenophorea; Peniculida; Parameciidae.